Messenger RNA from Armigeres subalbatus, 1715 nucleotides. RefSeq lists its product as uncharacterized. The coding region runs from base 375 to 1715 and encodes 446 amino acids. NCBI's taxonomy places the organism in Eukaryota, Metazoa, Arthropoda, Insecta, Diptera, Culicidae. The transcript has 3 exons. The record is from RefSeq and is a predicted model, not a curated record.
UCAGGUCAAAUGUCGUCACAUGCAGUCUUUUGUUGGAGAUGCCGAAGCGUAUACCACCCACCGCAAGAUUGUCCUUUGUCAGACAAAGUAUGUCGCACCUGCAAUCGUAAAGGUCAUAUUGCUCGUGCAUGCACCGAUCGGCUGCAAAGCAGACCGACAAAACGCAUGGGAGAGGAAGCGAACGAUAAUCCCCCGCGAAAAAUAGCCGCACUUUCGAAGCUUGAAGAUGAAAAUCCGGAGACGCCACAGGUACAGGAUUCUAAUAUUGAUGAAUGAAUACACAUAUCACACUUAGCUUACAUCUGUAUGAUACCACAAUUUUGAAUUUAAAUAAAUAUAACACUCGUUCGUUGCAAUGUUUUUGAUAUUCUUAAAUGCAAUCUAGCAACUAUUCUGUGUGGUUCAUUAAUAAGCUUGCUAUUGGUUUACAGGGUUGUCAAGAAGCGAAUAGAAGACAGUCUGAAGCUAAGCACAGUUUAAAUUCGAAGCUACUGAAAAUUGACACCAAUAGUAUAAAAUCAAGUACGUUUGAGAUAGAUAAGGUAGGACAGUCUUCCAACGUAGUACCAACUGAAAAAGAUGCGCUGAUUAGAGCUAAGGUUGCAAAUGUGGAAAUUUUUUUCUUUAUCGACUCCGGUGCGCAAGUGAAUACUGUCACGAAGAAUUCUUUCAAUGAUAUUCUGUCAAGCUCUAAGGAAAUAUAUGAUCUACGAUAUUCGGCCGACAAACCUCUGCGAGCAUACGCUUCAAGCGACGAAAUAAAAGUUAUUGCAACCUUCAGUGCCAAUCUGUAUAUUUCAGAGGACCGGCCGUCAAUGUUUGAGAAGUUUUACGUUGUGGAUGAAGUCAGAUCGCUACUAGGUUUCAAUACCGCUUCGAGGUACAGUGUGCUAGCUGUUGGACUUAACGUUCCAAUUAUGGAUGCGGAAGAGGUCUCAUGGCCAUGUGAACUAGCUAACCCUCGUAUUCUUUUGUUGUCAACCAAAAAGUUCCCUACGUUCAAUAUAGCUCCUGUCAGUCUAAGCUAUAACAAAGAUAUCGCUCCAGCUCGGAAUGUAUUCACAUACAUUCCUCCGGCGUACAAAGAUAAAACGAAGCAAAUGCUGCAAGAGCUUCUAUCUGCCGGAAUCAUCGAGAAGGUAACAGAUUCAAUGGAUAGAUCCUUCUGUUCAUCUUUACUGGUUGUUCCAAAGGGGAAGGACGAUAUUCGUUUAGUGAUUGACUUACGAGGCCCUAACAAGUGUAUAUUCAGAACGCCAUUUAAAAUGCCAACUUUUGAAUCAAUCCUAAUGGACCUUCAUGGUGCCAAAUAUUUCUCGACAAUCGACCUCUCAAGCGCUUUUCAUCAUGUACCACUAGAUGAAGGUUCUCGUCAUUUGACAAACUUUUUCUCUGGAGAUACAAUGUACCGGUAUUGUCGCCUUCCUUUCGGGUUAUGUAACGCUCCGGAUAUCUUCCAAGAGAUAAUGCAAACAGGUAUCCUAGCUGGCUGUGAAGGAACUGUUAAUUAUUUAGACGAUGUGCUUGUGUUCGGCGCUACUCAAGAAGAACAUGAUGCGAAUCUGAAAGAAGUGAUGCGUCGAUUUGAGAACCAUAACGUCGAGAUUAAUCAGAAGAAAUGUAGGAUUUCAAAAUCUUCGGUGGAUUUUUUGGGUUUCACGUUGUCUGAAGAUGGGUGGAGCAUAGAGUCCGAAAAAAUAAAACUAAAAAUCUAA